UGACUUCCGCUCACUCCGUGCCCUGCACUCUGCACAGCUUCUCACAGUUCCUUUUCCUGUCGCUCUCUCGCUCGCCCGCUCGCUCCAUCUGUCCGUCCGCCUCUCCGUCUGCGCUCGAGGACCGCGACGUUAGAGCGAGAGGAGCGCGAGGUGCAGCGCGCCUGAGGCCGUCGGACCAUCGCCCUCCCGACCCAUCGGAGAAGCCGCCAUUUCCGCCCUGCACCGCCGGGAAGAUGCUGCGACGGAAGUCCUCCAACGCUUCGGAGAAGGAGCCGGCGCAGGUCCAGAAGAAGAAGCUCUCGCUGCAGAGAUCGAGCAGCUUCAAGGACUUCAUGAAGCCCAAGCCCACCUCUCCCGUGGUGGCCGACAAGGAGUUCACUUUGGGCGAGACGCUCGUGGAGGAUGAGGCCCUGGAGGAUUCUGGGAAAGGCAGCAGUAAGCUGGGGAAAAGGUGGCGAGCUGUGAUCACGCGUACCAUGACCCGCAGGACCUCCAAGAUGGUUCAGAAGACCCUGGCGGAGGAGGGGCUGGAGAGCGGGGAGGACAGCCCCGUGUCCCCCGCGUCCAACGACUGGACGCCCGACCUGUGCUCCGGCCAGCGCACCUCCAUGUGCUCCAGCGAAUCGGAGGACGCCUCGCACCCGCCACUGUCCCGCCAGUUCUCUGGCUGUGGGGACAGGCAGAGCUUGGACAGUGGCUACAGCCAGCGGGACAGCAUGCGUUUGGAGGACAGCCCCGCCCCUUACAACGGGCCUUUCUGCGGCCGCGCCCUCGUUCACACAGACUUCACUCCCAGCCCAUACGACAUCGAGUCCCUCAAGCUGCAGAAGGGCGACAUCAUCGACAUCAUCGAGAAGCCCCCCGUGGGCACCUGGACGGGGAAGCUCAACAACAAGGUGGGCUCCUUCAAAUUCAUCUACGUGACCCUUCUGCCGGAUGAAGCCACGCCCCCUCUGAAGAGGCGGGGCCACGGCAAACGCCACAGGUCCAAACCGAAGACCCUGACAGAGGUGCUGGAGAGGAUCAGCCUGACCGAGCUGAGCCCCCUCCUCUGCAUGCAUGGCUUUGACAACCUGGACAAUUUCCGGGGUCUGAAGGAGUCCCACCUGAAUGAGCUCAACAUCAUGGAGCCAGAUCACCGUUCGAAGCUGCUGUCCACCGCGGAGCUUCUACAAGACUCUGAUGGGGAGACUGAUGAGGGAGAGGAGGAUGGCAACGAGAAGACGCCGGCCACCCGGGACUCGGGCUGCUUCGAGAGCACGGAGAACCUGGAGAACGGACGCGAGGAAGCCGAGCCAGAGGCACAGACUGAACCGCAGACCAAACAGGAACCAGAAGCAGAACUGCAGCAGGACCUGGAACCUGAGCUUGAUGCUGUUCUGGACCAGCUGCAGGACCUAACAGUGGAAGACACAUCCUAGGAGAAGCAAGGUGGGGCCCCAAGCUUUUUUCUUCACCACUUCGCAGAGGGACCACAGGCGAGACGAAGGAGACAAGAAUGGCAGAAGCACCAGCCCGUCCACUGUGCGAGCAGCAUGGUCCUUUCGGACGUCUCCACGUUCAAGCCUCGCAUUCUGACUUUGAAAUUCUCACAUCUCUUUUACCUUCCCACUGGUGUCGGUUUCAAGGCGGUGACAGGACCUUCCUUCCUACCAGGAAAAUGCCGGACUGGAUGAGACAUUUAAGGUGGUUUAACCCAGGGUUGAUCCAGCUGCCACUAGAGAGAUUCCAUACUGACCUGUGGGCUGGAUCUGGUCUGUUCUGAGCUUUUUAUGAGCAUUUUAUCCAACAAUUAUUUUUAAGUAUGGACAGCUUGCAUCUGUGUUCACUCGGAGUCUCAUAAAUAUUACUGACGUUCAAAUUUGCAUGUCACUCAGGGUGGUUCUUGUAACAGGUCAAAAGAGCUGCACACAAAACAUGCUCUUGUGCAUUGCUGGAGCUCACUCUUGUACAGCUUUGUCUUUAUGAAACUUCUUUCCAGAGCUGAAGACUUGUAUAUUUAAAACUAAUCACGCAUAAUAUCGUCGCAUUUUUAGUUAGUUUGUACAUACACAUAUUCGUUCCGUUCUUAUUUGUGGCUUCACGUUGUAUGGAUUAGCCUUCUAUUUUUG
Scleropages formosus (Asian bonytongue) is the source of this 2111-nucleotide messenger RNA. It is a transcript of the gene sash3, whose product is annotated as SAM and SH3 domain containing 3. NCBI's taxonomy places the organism in Eukaryota, Metazoa, Chordata, Actinopteri, Osteoglossiformes, Osteoglossidae. The transcript is spliced from 8 exons. The record is from RefSeq and is a predicted model, not a curated record. Bases 234 to 1421 code for a protein of 395 amino acids. Gene Ontology annotation, molecular function: protein binding.